AUGGUCACUACUAAGGUAUAUGGAUUGUGGAAACAGUCGCAGACUGUAACUUCGGAGCUAGCGCAAGAUCCGUCACAGACCCCAGGGACGAUCUUCAAAAAGCUGUACGAUCACCAUGAAGUCCCGCACCCCCAUUUGAAGGAACAUGGAGCCCAUGGGUUAUCCAAAGAGGAAAUUGAGGAAUUUGAAAAGAAAGAUGCUGUACAGAAAGCAUUAGCUUGUGGACAUUGGGGUUCAACAGAGCCCAGUGAACUUUUUCUUCAGAUUUAUCACGAUGUGCUUGGUUCCUUGGAUAAAGAGCCUAGUACGGGAGUUGUGUCUCCCCCGUUGAUCGGGAGCCGAGGCGUCAUUCCCCUCACCAUCAUCGCCCCGUUACCGGAUCUCUGCCGUCAUUUGGGAAAUUGUAUUGCGCGCGCUGAACAUGAAGUGUUUUUGGGUACAAAUUUUUGGAUUCAUUCCGAUGCAGCCACUUUGGUUACAAACGGCAUCCGGGAGUUGAACAGGAGAGCUGGAGAACGGGGCACCAAGGUGGUGAUGAAGAUGGUGUACGAUCGCGGAGACCCGAAGCAAGUCUUGGACAAUCGCCUCGAAGUAAAUGGAGAGCAACGGACAACCGAGAAAGUCAAACUUCCCGCACCGCAUGAGAUCCCGAACGUCGAUUUGAAAGUCAUCAAUUUCCAUCGUCCAGUCUUUGGCACAUUCCACUCGAAGUUCACUGUCAUUGAUCGGCGCAUGUGUCUUCUGCAGAGCAGUAAUAUUCAGGACAAUGAUAACCUAGAGAUGCUUUCUCAUAUUGAGGGGCCGAUUGUCGAUUCUUUCUACGAUGCCGCUCUGUUGUCUUGGGGCAAGCCUCUUGAUCCUCCUCUGCCUCUUUUGAACUCUCCGGCCGAAUCUGCUCCUAUCCCCGCUCACCAUGGAGAGCAGAAGCUGGAUCCUACGGAGGAUUUGCCCGCAGACUUGACCGAAAAUACGUCAGAGACGCCUCGAUGGGAUGUUGAUUUUGAAGGCGAGGCACACAGAGUCAACAGCAGUGUUGAUCCCCGUGGAGAUGAAACGCCAACCCAGGCUGUGACCCGUCAUUUGAAUACAACCAUUCAGCCUGACACCACAGGAAACGCUCCUGAUACCGAUCAAGACCUGAAAAUGACACCGUACAUAUUGCUACCCCAGCAUGAGCCUUUCCCCAUGGCUGUGGUUAACCGAGAACCAUACGGAUCUCCAAACCAUAGCAGCACCCACAACCCCCAAGAUGCAGCCUUCGUCUCGGCAAUCAACAACGCGAAGCGCACGAUCUUCAUCCAAACCCCCAACAUGAAUGCCGAGCCCCUUAUCGAGCCUCUCUUGGCUGCACUCCGUCGUGGCGUCACUGUCAAGCCCUAUCUCUGUCUCGGGUACAACGAUGCAGGCGAAUUACUUCCGUUCCAGAAUGGUACGAACGAGAUGAUCGCUAACAGGCUCUACAACGCUCUUGAAACGGAUGAACAGAAGGCAAGACUUCAAGUACAUUAUUACGUUGGUAAAGACCAGAUUCAACCUAUUCACAACUCGUUUAAGAAACGUAGUUGCCAUAUUAAGUUAAUGAUCGUCGAUGAACAUGUUGCUAUCCAAGGCAACGGUAACUUGGAUACCCAGUCCUUCUUCCACAGUCAGGAAAUCAAUGUUAUGCUUGAUUCCCAGCUUGUCUGCCAGGCGUGGCUUGCGGCUAUCGAUCGCAACCAGAACACGGCCAAGUACGGUGCUGCAAGCUUUGAAGAUGGCUGCUGGCAUGAUCCGUCUACUGGCGAGAUUCCUCCUGGGUCUAUUGGUACAGACCCGGGACACUUCAGCUGGGCCAAGGGUGUCAUUGGUGCCGUGAAGCGAGUGAGGGGAGUUGGUGGGUUCUAG
Molecule: messenger RNA, 1884 nt
Organism: Penicillium verhagenii
Lineage: Eukaryota; Fungi; Ascomycota; Eurotiomycetes; Eurotiales; Aspergillaceae
Product: IQ calmodulin-binding motif protein
Exons: 6
Coding region: 1-1884 (627 amino acids)
Molecular function (GO): catalytic activity
Source: RefSeq, a predicted model, not a curated record